AUGUCGGCUGCGAAGCCAGAGAAGGCGCAGGCGCCUCCAUUAGCCUCUCAGGCUAAUAAUUCUGGUCAAGUCUCGCAUCAGCAGCAGCAACAUCAGCAGCAGCAACCACAUCAACCACAUCCUCAUAACUAUCACCAAGGCCAAGUAGUUUACCAACAGCCGUACAACAAUCAUAUGCAGUCUUAUCAACAACAAGGACCUCCAGUUUGGAAUCAGCCACCGCAGAGUGCUGUGCACUAUGUUCACUAUGGUCCACAACAAGGUGAGCCUGUAAAUUAUCAAGAAACAGGCAAAGUGCAAGGAUACAAUCAUUAUGGAACGGUCCAUUUUACGCAGCCAAUGGAUAAUGGAGGAAUGAUGAUGGGUGACAAUUCAGCAGGAUACGGCCCUCAACAAUAUUCUCAAACGUGGUAUCCACCGGGCUCACAACAGCAAACGACCCAAUUCAUUCCGACUUAUGCGACCACUUUCAACGUAGCUAAUGAUCCUGCCUACCACCCCGAUCAUCCGAUGAACCGUCCAAAUGGACAACGCCAGGAUGAGUAUCAAAGCGGUAACGAGUCAACAUCGGCUAACUAUAUGCAAUUCGUUCCGUUUGUGGCUCCAAUCGUGGAGAGCCAGGCUCACGCAUCGGCUUCCUACACUGCCAACUGGGUCAGCUCCACAUCAAGCAUUCCACCGGAAAUGAAGGAUAAACCGGAGGAAAAUUGCUUCCACAAUGACGACGGUCCUCGCUCGUCCAGUCAAAUGAAUGGCGAAAAUUGGACGGAUCGCGAGAAUCACAUGUCACCAUCCACCACGCAACAGCCGUUCCAAUUGCCUCAGCAGUCACGGCCGUCACCAUAUGUUGAGAAGGACAAAGCAGCGUCGCAAAUCACAACAAAAACGUCUAAAAGUGCAAAAGGAGAGAGAAGCGAGGAAGGCCGAGAAUUGACAUUUGACGAGAGAUUGGAGAAAGCUCGUAUGCAGAAGACAAGAGCUGAGAACAAGGGAACCAAUGGGGAAUCCAGUUCCCAUCUUGCGGCACAGCAUGGAUCCAACCAAGCUGUCUCUCCAUCAUCCGGGAACACUCCACGCUCAUAUGGCCAACGAAAAGAGUAUUCUGGACCACCAAGAAGCAAUGGCGGAGGAUACCAAAAUAAUAGCAGCCAGAAUAAUAUGAGAGGUGGAAACAAUCAGGCGCGUGGUGGUGGUAGUGGUAACCAUAACUACAACGGAAACAACAAUGGCGGAGGAGCCGGAGAGCAGUAUCCACGGAAGCAGCAGCAGCAGCAACCACAGCAGUAUCAUCAACAACAACAGCAUCCAAAUGCAAACCAAGGACGGGAUAGAAACAACUCAAAACGGGUGAAUGACUACAGUGCUUAUCGUUAUGAAGUGAGUGAAGACAACAAUCAAAAUAACUCAUCAUACAAUCAACGAAACAUGCAACAAAAUCAGGUGGUACCGGAGUUCGGCCGAUCGCCAAACUACAAAGGAAAGAAUCCUCGUCCUUAUCGUGGAGGAUACCAGGGACAAGGACUUCAACAUCAGCAACCACCACCGCCUCCACAACAACCCAACGAAGGAGUUAACCGUUAUCAAGGAGCCCCACAAAUCAUGAAUCCUCAAGUGAUGUCCACGAUGAACGCUUUCCAGAACACCCACAUCGGAAACGUGCCACUAGGAGGCCAUAGAGCUCCACUUCUCCCAGGACCAUUUGGAAUGACACGUCCGCCACAGAUUCAGCAGGAUGCCAAAUUCCAUAACACAUGGCUCGAUGCAGCAAGCUGUCCUAUGCCACUAGCUGCUGUAAUGAGUAUGGACACAAGAUUCGGAGGAUUCGCUCCAUCUUAUCGUGGUCGUGGACGUGGAGGUGCUGGUGGAUUUGCUAUUCGUGGAGGCUUUCGGGGGACAUAUGAGAAUCCAAGGUACACUGGAAGGCCUGCUGCGGAGCCGGUGAUAGCAACGCCGAGAGUUGUUAAACAGAAUGAUUCUACGAAACCUGAUGAGACUCAGCCCGAAAAAGCAGAAGAAAAAGUGGAGGCAAAAGAGGAGUCAGAAGUUGAGAAGAAAGUUGAGGAGCCAGCAGAGGAUGCUCAGCCUGAGACAAAGCUAGAGACUCCAUCAGAGGUCAAGCCAACAGUUACUAUCAAUAUCCAACCGGAAACUCCAAAACACAAUGCAUCCGAAGAAAAGAAGAAAGACGAACAUAAAUAUUCUGAAAAAAAACCUGCCAAUAAAGCCAAUGAAGAUAAGACCACUGAUGAGAGUGCGUCGGAUGUCGGAUCGACAUAG
Messenger RNA from Caenorhabditis briggsae, 2277 nucleotides. It is a transcript of the gene Cbr-pqn-39, whose product is annotated as Protein CBR-PQN-39. The record is from RefSeq and is a predicted model, not a curated record. The coding region runs from base 1 to 2277 and encodes 758 amino acids. Lineage: Eukaryota; Metazoa; Nematoda; Chromadorea; Rhabditida; Rhabditidae. The transcript is spliced from 8 exons.